UCUCAGUGUAGUGAUCCAAAAACCGAAGAACACCGAUGUAAAUGAUGCCCUUUUUAAAUUGAUAUAUGUAUAAAAACUGGCAUAGCUAAACCUAGCUAAACAACCUAAUCAAGUUAUCUCUAUUUAUAAUCUGAGAUUUAUAAUGUUUGUUGCGAGAAUGUGUGAUGCAUUAUUACAAGCUACGUGGUGUAUCGAGCGAUAACCUACGAGAGACCAACAGACGGACGCUCGGGGUACAGUGCCUAGCGCACUAAUUGAUACUGUUCAUACCGUUCAUACAACUCUAGCGGCGUGCCAGAAGAUUGUUGAAUGGUCUUGGUUUUCCGGUUACGAAUACGUUAGGUACUGAAGAAAGCUACUGUGAGUGUACAAAUGUUAUCCCUUCAUUAGAAAUCAAACUAAUAACUUUACGGAUGGCAACAUUUGAAGUUACCUCGGAACUUUAUUCCGAGACAAAUUUCACAACAACGGAUACGGCCAAUGGAAAUAGCAUUUCUAAAUUUAUGUUCACGUAUCCAUGUAGAGACAAACAGUUAGAUGAUCAUGAAAAGAAUGGUAAAAAGGAUGUUUUAAAAAAAGAUUCAAGUAUGGUGUGCAACGAUGAUCUUUAUAAGCAAAGCAAAUAUUUGUGUUCGCAAAAAAACUCGAAAAGCGUGAAAAGUGGUGAUCGAGAGGACGAAAACCUUGAAAUGCCAAGUAAGAAUUGUUUCAUGAUCGAUAAAGAUGGUGAUUUACUUUUAGCAAGAAAACAACAAGGCGUGAUUGAAAUAGAGCAUCAAAAGUCAACGAAUCUCAGUCUAGUUGGACUACAAAUUUGGCGCGGGGCGCUGCUUCUUGCGGAUUACAUUCUGCAUAACGAGAAAAAAUUUAAAAAUAGAAAAAUUCUGGAGUUGGGAUCUGGCGUUGGAUUAACUAGCAUAGUAUCAAGUUUUUUUGCUCGUGAAGUUAUUUGUACCGAUAUAAAUGUUGGAGGCCUAUUAGAUCUUAUUCAAGCAAACAUUGCACGGAAUGCUUAUUUAUCAGAUCCAGAAUGCAAAGUGUCUGUUACAGAAUUAGAUUUUACAACUAAAUAUGAAGAUUAUUCUGAUGAUUUAAAAAACCAGCUGCAAGAUGUAGAAUACGUAAUAACUGCUGAUGUCAUAUACGAUGACACUAUUACGGAAGCAUUUGUCCUUACAUUGGAAAGUUUGUUACUUGAAUUGCCAAAACUUAAAAGCGUUUACAUAGCUUUGGAGAAACGCUAUGUGUUUACUCUAGAAGACAUGGAUUCAGUGGCGCCUAGUUACGAACAUUUUUUGAGAGUUUUUUAUAAAAGAAAUAAAAGAUUUGGUAUUACACGGUGGAAGCUCUCUCAAGUGUCUCUGAAUUUUCCGCGUUAUUUUGAAUACGAGAAAGUAAAAGAGCUUGUAUUGAUAAAAAUUUCUAACUGAUAGUUUGAUGUUAUGUGUUUUUAGAAUGUUAGUAUAGUUCUAUUAAAGACAAAAAAAAAGGUUCAAUUAUUCCAAUUAUUUUGUGGCUACACCACAGAGAAUGCUUGAUUCAAGGUUCGCUAUACCUAUAUGUUUUCAAACGAGAACCCAAAGCAGCGUGUCAUCUUUCAGAAUCGGCUAGUUCAGCUGUUCGCAGAUCAAUAUAGGAAAAGGUGUGCAAAGAGUAUGUACAGUUCUAGACAGAGCUGUACAUUUAAUCACGGCAAGGUGGAUUUGCUUCACGCCUUUACUAUGGCUGUACCACGGCAUGGUAAAUGUUUUACUCCCCCAGGCCCUUAUUCCCUGAGAUUGUUGGCUAUCCUAUAGGGCGCGUACUCC
This is a messenger RNA of Wyeomyia smithii (pitcher-plant mosquito), 1808 nucleotides long. RefSeq names its product methyltransferase-like protein 22. Lineage: Eukaryota; Metazoa; Arthropoda; Insecta; Diptera; Culicidae. Gene Ontology annotation, molecular function: protein methyltransferase activity. The transcript is spliced from 6 exons. Gene Ontology annotation, cellular component: nucleus. Bases 414 to 1430 code for a protein of 338 amino acids. Gene Ontology annotation, biological process: protein methylation. The record is from RefSeq and is a predicted model, not a curated record.